AAAAAAAAAACUCGAGGGCCACAAGCCCACAACAGCAGGAACCCCGAACCCGGCCGCCGCGUAUUCCCCCUCCCCUCCGCUCCCAACCUGAAAAACCGAACAAAUCCCCCGCCCUCCUCGUCCCCAUCUCCGGCCUCCGCCCGCCCAUCUUCCCCCAUGUGGCUGCCCUGGGUGAAGACGCGCCCUUCCUCCCCCUCCCCCUCCUCGACCACCUCCACCUCCUCUUCCUCCUCCACCGCGCUCGUCCCCGCCGCCGCCGCCUCCCCGCGCCUGUCCUUCUCGUCCCCUUCCCUCAAAGACCUCCAGGCGCUGCUCCUCUCCGACGCCGCCACGCCCUCCCCGCCGCCCGCCGCGCCCUGCUCCCCGUCCCCGUCCCCCUCCAACGUCCGCGUCUUCCACCGCGUCCGCGUCGCCGCCUCGGCCCUCCGCGCGCUCCGCACCCUCCAGGCGCCGCCGUCCGCCGGCGCCGGCGCCGACUGCCGCGUCGUGCUCUACUUCACCUCGCUCCACGUCGUCCGCGGCACCUACGAGGACUGCCGCGCCGUGCGCGCCAUCCUGCGCGGGCUCCGCGUCGCCGUCGACGAGCGCGACCUCGCCAUGGACCCGCGCUACCUCGAGGAGCUCUCGGCGCUCCUCCCGCGCCUCGCGUCCCCGCGGCGCGUCACGCUCCCGCAGGUCUUCGUCGGCGGCCGCCACCUCGGCGGCGCCGACGAGGUCCGCCGCCUCCACGAGGCCGGCGAGCUCCGCCGCGUCGUGGCCGGCGCCGUCGCCGCCUCCCUGGUCGCCUGCGGCCGGUGCGGCGGCGAGCGCUACGUGCUCUGCGGCAGCUGCAACGGCAGCCACAAGCGGUACAGCGUCAAGGGCGGUGGCGGCUUCCGCGCCUGCGCCGGCUGCAACGAGAACGGCCUCGUCCGGUGCCCCGACUGCUCGCCGCCGGACGUCUGACGGUCCAGAUCCGAGAGGUCACGAUCUCAUAACUACUGAAUGCUUUCUUCCUCCAAGUUUCGAGCUAGAGACAAGAAAUGGGUCCUGUGUGUAGUACUAGCUGUUAAUCUUACUUGUUAGCCUAGUGUUGAUCUAAAUAUGAAUGUGGCCAUUUGCAAUUUUUCUAGCAUUUUGUUUGCUAACCAACGCCUCUAAUCCUGCUGUUGAUGUAGGAUUUAGAACAGCUGUUUGUUUCCUUGCUUCUCUGGCCUCUCUUUUUCUUCGCUAUACGCUGCUGGCAGAUCUGGGGUGGUUUGAUUUAAUACGGAGUGUACUCCUAAUUAACUUUGAGUAAAAGAUAGAUAAAUGCGACUAGCUAGUACCAGUUUAGAGAUAUAA
This is a messenger RNA of Panicum virgatum (switchgrass), 1323 nucleotides long. RefSeq lists its product as uncharacterized. The record is from RefSeq and is a predicted model, not a curated record. The coding region runs from base 157 to 945 and encodes 262 amino acids. NCBI's taxonomy places the organism in Eukaryota, Viridiplantae, Streptophyta, Magnoliopsida, Poales, Poaceae. The transcript has a single exon.